This is a messenger RNA of Parasteatoda tepidariorum (common house spider), 7514 nucleotides long. The record is from RefSeq and is a predicted model, not a curated record. NCBI's taxonomy places the organism in Eukaryota, Metazoa, Arthropoda, Arachnida, Araneae, Theridiidae.
CGGGUUCAACAUCUGCAAACACCAGUUAAUAUCAUUUCCAAUAUAUUUCUACUAACCCCAUCACAAAGAGCGAUUUCUGCCACUACGUGCGGUGUCGCUGUCUUCUCAUCGUCUGGGUGUGGUAUACUGCAAAGAAAAACCCAUGAUUUGAGACGUUCCGGUGAAACUGCGAAGAAGCCAAGCAAGGAAACAGACACAAAGAGCCCUCUGCCUCUGAAACAAUCAAACCAAAAAAAGGAAAAAGAACUGCUCUUCAAUCAAUAUUCUUCCAGAAAUAGCUAGAUAUAUUUUCCUAAAGAUGGCAAGGCUUGAAAUUUUCUUUUUUGCUGUUAUCUAGUUAUGUUAUAAACCUAUAAUUUCAAUGCUGAUGAUAUGGAGUCCAGGAAAGAGAAAAUCCUGUGCCACUACUGGGAAGGAGCUUUGGUUACAUUUCAUCACAAAAAUUCUUACCUAUAUAUCUGCAGAUAAUUUUUAUAAACAUGUUAUUCUUUCUCAACACCUGAUGGUGCAGUGCAUUUUAACCACUGCUAUCAACUGUCUGCAUCUGAAUAGAAAUGUCAGAUUGCACAAAGAAGUACUUUUGUCCUCGGCUUUUGGACUACAUAGUGUUUGUCGGAGCAAGGCAGCCAAGUCGCAACCGCUCUGUUCAGCCACCAGAGCUCCUCAGGAGGUAUCCGGCGGAAGAUCACAAAGACUUCCCCUUGAGUCCUGAUGUUGUAUUUUUCUGUCAACCGGAGGGGUGUGUCUGUGCAGGGCCAAAACGUGUCAGUCUCAGGGAAUCUAGUUCUUUCGUCUUUGCUCUGACUGAAAAGGAUACUAGUCGUGUACGCUAUGGAAUUUGUGUCAACUUCUAUAGGACUAUUGAAAGGAGGCCUUCCACUAAAGAAAAGGGAAGGAAUAGGGGUAAAAAAGCUCUGGGAAGAGUCAAAGAAGAUGAAACUUCUCAUGACGGCAGAUAUUUAGAUCCAUCAUCUAGAUAUCAUCAAGAAGACUCAGAUGGUGAUUCUAAAUCAUCUUCACCUAUUGGUCAUCAACAUAUUAAAAGUCAUUCAUUGACAUCAUUAUGUAUUAUUAGUCAUCAUCCAUUUUUUUCUACUUUUCGAGAAUGCCUUUUCAUUUUGCGCAAACUUAUUGAUGCCUCCAAUGAAAGAUGUCUUUCUAAGAGAGUUGCAGGCUCUAAACAAAAUAGGGAUACAAUUUGGUCCUACAUUACUGGCAGAAAAACAGACAAUUUGCCACCUGUUAUUCUUCAUGGGAUGCGCGAGCUUGAAAUGUGGAUGCUGAGAUUACUCAGUGCCCCGGUUCCAAUACCUGGGAAAACAAGGGUGGAGGUGGAAAUUCUGCCCCGAGAUAUUCAGCCUCCUCUCACCUUUGCUCUCCCUGACCAUACUAGGUUUUCAUUAGUUGAUUUUCCUCUUCAUCUCCCUUUAGAAUUAUUAGGUGUUAACACUUGCAUGAAAGUUCUUACGUGCAUUAUUUUAGAACAUAAGAUUUUAAUGCAAUCCCGAGAUUAUAAUGCCCUCUCAAUGAGUGUAAUGGCCUUUGUUACAAUGAUUUAUCCAUUGGAAUACAUGUUUCCUGUGAUACCAUUGCUUCCAACUUGUAUGAAUGGUGCUGAACAGCUUCUGUUAGCUCCUACACCAUAUAUCAUUGGGAUUCCUGCUAGUUUCCUUAUGUUUAAAAGACAUUGUAGAUUACCUGAAGAUGUGUGGCUAGUAGAUUUAGAUUCUAAUCGAAUAACUAAACCACCCGGAGUUGAAGAUCUUCCACCUCUUCCUGAACCUGAAGGAACUAUAUUACAGAAUCAUUUGAAACAGGCUCUAGCAUCCAUGAGUAUGAGCCCUCAACCAAUCAGAAAUUUGGAUAGAAUUCAACCAGGAGUAGCUGACCGUUUAGUAUCGCAUGAACCUCCACUCCCCCCACUGGCUACAGGUUUCAAUCCCUUAAUCUAUGGCAAUGAUGUGGACUCUGUGGAUGUUGCGACUCGUAUAGCUAUGGUUCGCUUCUUUAAUUCUCCAGGUGUUCUAGCAAAUUUUAUGGAGCAUACAAGAACAUUGCGAUUAUAUCCGCGACCUGUUGUAGCUUUUCAAGUUAACAGUUUUUUGCAUUCAAGGCCUAAGUUUUCCCAAUUUUUGAAGGGAUUUGUUCGUACUCAGGCUGUAGAGUUUUUUGCAGAAUGGACUCUGUCUCCAACAAAUGUGGCUUUCUUAAGAGUUCAUACGGGAGUUUUUGAUCCUACUCUAGUUGGAGAUAAACCCAAAUGGUAUAUUAAUCAAUUGGAGCCAUUGCAUUUCAAAGUCUGGAGUGAAGGAUCAACUUUAAUUAAUUCGCUUUCUUCUACUCUACAGUCUGAGCCCUCUACAGAUGAGAGCUGUAGUGAUAGUGAAGGUGCUGGGAGUACAAGUUCAUCAUAUUCUUCUCUUAGUGAUUUUGUUACAGAUAUGGUUAACAGUGAAAUAGUUGGUGAGGGAUUCCCAGCUGCUUCUGGAAUUGAUGAAUCUAGUAAUACUCAAGUGCUUUUUGAUCAUCAUUCAGUUUAUCAACCUCCAAGUACAUUGCAAUUGCCAACUACUGGUAUUAAUAGUAGUGAUUCUGCCUUCUCUAUACCUGGUUCACUUUCCACAUCAUCAUCACAUUCUUCACUUUCUAGUAGUCCGUCUUAUAAUUGUGAUCCUGAAGAAGAUCUUGCUCGUGCUGCAGAACAAGCUGUUACUCCAGGAUUUCAACCAUUAGCCUACAGAUCAGAAUCUCAAGAUCAUGGAGAUGGGGAUACUGAAGUAUUUAGUAGCCAAGAAGCAGAAACAUCAACACUGACACCUUCAACAAUUCGAUCAGUUAUCUCUCCUCAGCCACCGAUUCAAGGUAGAAGUCCAGCUGAUAGCCUUAGUAGUGAUGUUGAAAGUAUUCAUGAUACAUUGCACAGCAUUGGUAGUAGCCCAGCAACUUCACGUCCGAAGACUGGUAGUGCUGCUGUAUCUUCAGAGCCUUCAGUUGAUAAGGGCAGCAGUGCUAGUUCUGGAACUCGUACUCCAACGAGAACUCUGAGUAUAAGCAGUGUCUUAAGCAGGACUGGUAGCCAGGGAGGUGCGACUCUCACUGCACAGAAUAGUCAAGGCUCAUUGUUCGAGACUAUGGCUAGAGAAGCUAGAGAGGUAGCACGUGAAGCAAGUAAAGCAGCUGUAGAAGCUAGUCGAACUGCCAUGGAAGCUACUAAGCCUGCCCGAGAAGCUGGAAAGAAGAGUCUGUUAAAAAAUUGGCAAGCCUUAGGGGAACCAAUGACUGGAAGUAAAGACAAGCAUGCUGCUGAAUCUACAGAACUUGUAACUAGAGAUGGUGGUUCUAGUCCAGGUUCUAUCAUGUCAACAGUUAGCAGUGAAUUGAAUGGUAUAGCAGCACAAACAUCCAGUAUGCUUUCUGGCUUCUUCAGUAGUAGAUCCAGUUCCAUUUCUACUAGAGCCAAAGAUCGCUCACAGCCUUUUGGUCCUUUUCCUAAAGGUCUAAGAAAAGGCCCUUUACAUGAAAAAAAUUCUCUCAUCAAACAUGCAACUCCCCAAAAGAAACAAGAUGCUCAAAAAUUACAAAUGUUUGAAGAACAUAAAAGCUCUCACGUGGAUAACCAAACAUUUUUGAAAGAAGUUAUCAACAAUGUGUUAGCAGGAGAUGGUAUAAGUUGGUUGAAGUUUGGGAAAGUCAGAAAACUCAUGGAAGACGAAAAUUAUCGGAACUUGGUUGUUUCUCGACUAAAUAAAACUUUAGAAACAAAAGUUGGACCAGAUGAUCAUAUUGAUGAUGUUUGCCUACCUAAACAAGUUUGGAAGGGAUAUCAGAGACUCCUUCAAGCGGUUAUAUCAGGAUUAGAACAUACCUAUAGUAAUUAUGGUCUAGGAGGAAUGGCUAGUGCUUAUCAAGUCUUGGAAAUUGCUCAUACACAUUAUUAUUGUGAAGAAUCAAAACUUGAUACAGCUUCUCCAUCUCAGGGUAGCAGUCCAUUUGGUAGUGGAGAAAACCUAUAUAAACAUCUCUCUGAUUCGAGUAGAACUGAAGAUCCUAUGAAUCUUUCUGUUGCAAGCUCUACUAAGAGUAGUACCAAUAGCAGUCCUUCUGAUCUUCAACAUCAUGCUUCACCUAUGAGUGAGAAGGAAUACCAAGAAAAAGGCCAACUACAAGAAGGACAAUGCAAUGUCCAUAUUACUCCUUCACCUGAAAGUUCAGAGCAUGAAGAAGCAACUGACAUGUUUCGCAGCAUAAUAAAUGCCAAACGAAAUAUUCUAUUUUCUAGAAUUACAAGCGUCGAAUCAGAAGUUUCGGAAGCAGGCACUGCUUUAAGUCAGAGCUCUGACCAGGCAGCUCCAAGCUGCAAUGCAAGUGAUACUGGAAGUAUGACCACUAAUCCAUCAUAUCAUAGAAAUCUUAGAAUAAAUCAAAACUCUUUUCGCUCUACAGUUUCAGACAGUGAAAUUGAAGCUGGAAAUUUUCUAAACAAUCGGCAGAAACGAACACCUAGCAUAUGGAGCAGUAAAAGUAGCCUUAGUACUGGUUUCCGCUAUCACGGAGGUAGCUUGAUUAACACGUCAUCGAAUCCUGUAAAUGAGCUGCCACGAAUGUAUCUUUUUGAAGGUUUAUUAAAUAGAGAUCGAUCAACUCUGUGGGAUCAAAUGCAAUUUUGGGAAGAUGCAUUCAUGGAUGCUGUUGCUCAGGAGAGAGAUAUGGUGGGAAUGGAUCAAGGACCUGGUGAAAUGAUGGAAAGGUAUCAGUCUCUAGCUACUAUGGAUAAAAAGAGAUUAGAACAUGAUGAAGACAGGCUUCUAUCUACUAUGCUGUAUAAUACAGUUGCCUUUAUGGUAAUGAUGAAAGUUAACAAAGCUGAAAUAAGGAGAAAAAAUUGUCGUCUGUUGGGAAAAUGCCACAUUAGCCUUGUUUAUAGUGCUGAAGUCAAUGAACUCUUAGAUCAAAUUGUAAAUCUUCAUGGUAAUGAUAUUGACCUCAGGCCCUUAAGUAGUAGACAGAUGCAUCGACAGUCCUUCACUGUACAUUUAGGUGUAGAUGCCACUGGGGAUAUGUUAUUUAUGGAAGUUAGAGAUGAUGGCAUAGUGUUACGCAGCGUUAAUGGUGCGAUAGUGGAGAGAUGGUGGUAUGAACGGCUUGUAAAUAUGACAUAUUGUCCUAAAAACAAAGUGCUAUGUUUAUGGCGUAAACAUGGUGGACAAACUCAACUUCGGAAAUACUAUACCAAAAAAUGCAAGGAUUUAUAUUAUUGCAUAAAGGAAUCAAUGGAAAGAGCUGCCCAGAGAGGAAAUGGCAUGUUGCCAGGAACAGAACUUGGAGGAGAAUUUCCUGUUCAGGACAUGAAAACUGGUGAAGGAGGGCUGCUUCAAGUGUGCAUGGAAGGAGUUGGUCUUUUGUUUGCAAACAGUAAAGACUUUGAGUUCUUUGUAAGGCUGGAAAACAUAAGAAAGUGUUUCACCCAGAAGGGCGGGCUGUUUAUUCUGGAAGAGUUUAACCCCAAAACAAGACAAUUAGUCCAGCGAAAAUAUAAGUCAUCUUUGGCGGACCAAAUAUGUUACGCUGUUUUAUGUGUUUUUUCUUAUAUCGCGGCUGGAAUCGAACAACGAAAAAGAGAAGCUGCUAAAAGGCUUAUUCACAGUGAAGGAUCAUCUCCAAAAAGCACGAUUCCAAGACUUCCAAAGAAAAGCUGACUUGUGCUUUAUGUCUAUUGGGUUUUUAUCUAAUUCUCUAUGCAACUGCUUCAAGAUGAGUUUCUCUCUACUGCAGUUCAUAAAAAGAUAUCUCUAUACUCUGUGAGGCCGUAACUUUCGGCAGACUAUUUUUUACUUCCAAUUAUGAAUGUACUUCUCUUUACUGAGUUAAGUGCAUGAAAUAAGAUAAAUAUGCAAUAUUAAUUAAAUACAUGUACUUUUGCCAAAUGCAUAAGGGAUUAAUUGCGAUAUAGAAUAUAUUUGUGUUUGGCUCCUCAAAGUCAUAAUUUUAUACCUUUGUAGAACAGUUUAUUCAUUAACUGUGUAGAUUUUGCUCCUCUUGGCAAGUGUAAAUAGUCAAUGAAUGUUAUCAUAAAGACUAUUCUUACUUUAUUAACGUUCCAGUUACUGAACCAAUCCUAAUAUGAGAAGGAAGAUGAUUGUUAAAAGUGCCUAUCUAUUUGUGUCAUAACAAAUUGUGUAUUUGCGAUCAGAUGCAGUUGGAUUUGUCUUUUUAUAGUUUUUUAAUUGUUUCAGGCUUUAUCGAUAAAUAUUUUAAAAUAUUAAUAGUUAUUAACAAAAAAAAUUUCAUGUAAAAGUUUUUCUUUUAUUAGAGAAAGGUGAUGUUCAAAAUUUCCUUUAAUUUUCUUAAAAUGAAACUCUCCCCAUAAACAUAGUUAAUUUUACUAUGUAAUUAUUAAUGAAUCAAUCGGUGGCAUUAUAAAGAUUUGUUUCACUUAAUGGUAAAUUGCAUACAUUUGUUUCUAUGGUGCUUGUGAGAAAAUGGAAACAAAUAUACUCUGUACAAGCUGGUAAAAUAAUGCAUUUAAUGUCCAUGUAGCUACUGGAGAGGUCUGCUAAUGCCAUUACUUAACUCAUUAAAAACUUUAAUCAUCAUUUAAAAAAUAUGUUUUAAGUAUAAAUUAUUUCUUUUUAAUGCAUACAGUAAUUUAAUAUAAGUUGGUUACUUUAAUCAUACUAGAUAAUUUGAAACUUUAAUAAAUAACAAGAUGAAUUUUUUAAACUGAUAAACUUCUAUUGUUAAAUUAUAUCAGCUGCAUGUUCUUCAAAGGAAACAAAAAUGAUGAUGAUAUGCUUCAAUCCGUGAAAAGAAAUAUAUUUUCUUUUAUGUACAAAAAGUAAUUAUAAUAGAAUCAAAUUGUAUUAAAAUAAAAAAUAUUUGUCUAGUCAUUUCUAGUCAAGGAAUGAAAGAAUAAGUGUGUUCAAUCCAAUUUAUUUUCUGUUUUAAAAGUUCUUUCUUAAUAUAUGUAUACAUGCUAAAUUCUAAUUAAAUUGUUAAAACACAAUUUUGCUUGUUUUAAAUAUUUAGACAAUUUAUUUAUUUUGUUUUUUGUUUCACAUUUACAAUAUUAAACACUCACAACAUGCAUGUUACAUUUAAGACAAUGUUUAAGUGGUACAACUGAUAAACAAUAAUUUAUGCUUAUGUAAAUAUUAAUUUUCUAUUUUGAGUUCUUUGUGUACACGACUUGCAAUUUUUUUUCAACAUCAUUAUUAACUGUAUAACAUUUUCAAGCUUUUUUCUAAAGCAAACUAUCAAAUAUGUUUCUUGUAUGUUAUUUUAAAUUACAGUUCUGACAUAAAUUGUAAGAAAGUUUAGUGUAUUCUUACUAUUUUUCAAACCCAUGAUAAUGAAGUAAAUCUAAUGAAAUUCUUCAAAUAUGCAUUUGAAGUAAAAAUGUGCCACGUAUGUAAAUCAUAAAAAUUGCACAAUUUAGAAGCAAUAAUAUAAAUGUAUAUAAAUUUAUCUGCUGUUCCUGUAUUAUUUUAAUUUUGUUAUUCAUUUUAAGUUCAAAU